Nylanderia fulva is the source of this 8967-nucleotide messenger RNA. It is a transcript of the gene raskol, whose product is annotated as Ras GTPase-activating protein raskol. Gene Ontology annotation, biological process: regulation of GTPase activity. The record is from RefSeq and is a predicted model, not a curated record. NCBI's taxonomy places the organism in Eukaryota, Metazoa, Arthropoda, Insecta, Hymenoptera, Formicidae.
CGCGGUGCGGUCGAUCGUGUUCGCUCUCCUCGCGCUCGUAGAGAAAAAACGCGCUCCCAUCUCGCUCGCGCGGGUGGAUCACAGGUCGUGAUUGGUGAAAGAGAGAGAGAGAGAAAGAAGGAGAAACAAUCUUCGCGCGCGAGUCUGGACCGAUCGUGAGAGAGGAGAGUGAUCUCUCGAGAGCCGGAUCCGCCGUGACUCACGAGAGAACACCUCUUACUUUUCUCCGACAGUCGCUCGAGGACUCGCGAUCGCGUCGGAGUUCCGUGUGCGCCUAUAAUUCGAGUUCUCGAGUUCCUGAAUUCCUGAGUUCUCGAGUUCAAAAGUUCCGCGCGCGCGCUUGUAAUUCGAGUUCCCGAGUUCUUGCGAGUUCUCGAGUUAAAAGUUCUCCGAAGUGCGUCUAGGUGCGAAAGAAAGUUCCUUCUUCGUCAUCUCGCGAGAUGCUGGGCUGAUCAUCAGCUCCUCUUCUUCUUCUUCGGGGAAAGAAGAAAUUAUUACGUGUCGGAAUUCGCAAACUCACAACGAUUCCUCGAAGUGACGUCACAACUUGUUGAAGAGAGAACAUGCGGACCGGAUGUGACGUCGCUUGUAUGAUCGAUGACGGGUGAUCAUUCGUGCGAUUCUGGUGUUUCAAAAAUGUAUUCAGUUUUUUUUUGGUCCCACGAAUUUUAUAAUCCCGCUCCCAUAAAUCGCCUGGACUGAUCCGGAGCGAUCGUAAAUCUCUGACUUUGCCAACAAUUUCGACCAAUUGCACCUGCAAUCUGCAUCUAGUGUUUUAUCGAUAUUUUUUAUAACGAAAAGAAAUUCAUGGAAAAUAAUAUAAAGUAGAAAAAAAAUUGAUGACACAAUAUUCACUGUUUUUAACUUCAAGUACACUUGAGAAGGACCAAAACUGACGGUCGAAACAUUGUGAUUUAUUAAAAAUUAAAUAUUAACUAGCCAGUAUUGGUCGAAAAAAUUAUCUCUUCUAUUAUUGAUUGGCAACAUCAAGAAUUCGAUUAUUGUUGAAAUAAAAUAUAGCUGGAAGAGAGAAAAUACUUCUCGACUUUGCGAGGGAAAUGAUGAAGAGUGGUCGCGCGUUCACGGUUCAACGCCUCACGAUAUCAGUCAGCUGAUGAUAUUCGUCUAGUGUACGUCGUAGCUUUCUCCAUCUCUCGCUCUCUUCGGCCUAGGUUGCGCGCUGCUCGAUAGUCCGGUUAUAUUUAGCGCCGGGUGCCGGGAGGGAGAAAAGGGACAGAAGAAGGAUUCCGAAGAGAGGCUGAGUCGGUGCACGGCGACCUCUCGAAAGGGUCGUCAUGGAAAACCGAUCCGAUCGAAAGGAGGAAAGAGAUACGUAAUCAUUGUUAUUACACCGCGACCUCGAAGAGAUAUUGUGUGCACCCGAUUCUGGGAUUAAUCCGCGUCUUCAAAGGCCGGAGUCCUGCAUCUCUCUCUCUCUGAUGUUGCUACGAGAUCUCGAACGCAGAUCGCAUAGCAGAAACACCCGAUACGCAAACACGCGACGAUGAGGAAUGAAUCGAAGGGGAGAAUUGUUCGUGUCAAGUGAUCGAAACGUAGUAUCACCCAGGGUGCGAUAACAGUGCGAGCACAGUGUUCUUAUCAAUAAUUCGAGUUAACAACGUGAUAUCUGAUCAAAAUUCGACGUCGUAGAGAGAAGAGGAAAUAUUUAUUAUCAAUCAUCACAAAUAAAUCGAUCGCGCUGUAAACGUCACGAUAGAGUCCGAUGACAGUCGGACUUUUGACAGCUGGUUCCGAUAUCGGGUGACGUAAAAAUCGCGCCGUUGCUCGAGAGAUGCGAAGACAUGCUGACGGCUGAAGAUCCCGAGGAGUCGCCCAAGAGGCGGUCCACAUUCUACGUGCCACUGGACGGCGGCGAGGCUCCUGUCAGCCGACAGUCGGUCGCCAAACUGACCAAGGGUCACUCGGCGGACAACGACAAAUUCGUCUGCAACACCUUCCCGAUCGGCAGCACGUCCAAGGCGCCCGCGAACGGCGGUCCCUUAACACGGACCCUGAGCAACAACGAUGGCUUCUCGUCGACCGCGAGGAGAAACGCGGACGAGAGCGCCGGUUUGCCCGAGGUGAGAGGCAAAGUUCAGUCGCUGACGAGGAUCUUCGAGGCGUCCAAGUGCGACAGGAUGCCAGCUGGGGGUCAAGCUGGUGAACAGAGGAAGGUGGAAAGGACGAGAUCCUUUAAGACGAUUGAACGAUUCCAGAGGUUCGCCGGCAGAAAAGAGUCCGGAAGCAGAGCCAAGGAUAGUCGUCUGAACAAUACCAUGUCCUGCUUCGAAGUGGAGGACGAUUCGGGAUGCAGGAAGAAGCUGUCGAACGCCGAAGAGAAGUCCGUUGCGACGAGGAUUGUCAUCGAGGCUCCGAAGACCGGGUCCUCCCGAGGUCAUCAGGAGCAGAAGAGCAAGCAGGGCACGACUUUCACGAAUUUGCUGAUUCGGAGAACUCACAGCACGAAGCUGUCGAGGAGCAACAGUACGCUCGUGCGAAUCGGAAGACAGACGUCCGUCGAUAGUUCCUGCAACCCGGUUGAAAAGACGGAUCUUCGUGCUAAUAGUGAUAGAUUCAAGGACGAGGAGACCACCGAGGAUCAUCCUGUCCCCGAUGACGAAUGCGUCGAAGCGUCCGUCUUUGAAGACGCCGACAUCGAUGGCGGAGUGCAUUCAGACACAUCGUACGAGAAGGCCUGUCGAAGGGGUAGCGCACCCGCCACUCCUGUGCUUGGGGCGCGACCCUUGGAUGUCACCCCGAACAGGAUCGUUAAUUUCUUCUCGAAACGGUCGUUCCGGUCGAACCCUCUGAAGAGAACGAAGAGCGUAACGAAGCUCGAGCGGCAGAAGCAACGAGGCGCCGGUCUUCGGGGUUGCCGUUCGCACGAGUCUCUCUUAUGCGGACAGGCGGUGACCUCGAUGGACCUCGCGGCGGUGACGCCGCUGCAUCCCAGCCUCCUCGGCAGGCCGCACUGCUUCCAGGUCACGCCGAGCACCGGCGGGCCCAAGUAUUUCAGCUGCAGAACCGCUCACGAACGGGACCAGUGGUUGCACAGCUUAAGGAAAUCCGUUCAGCCGGAUGCGGAACAAACACGCCGAACGGACAAUUCCCUGCAGAUCUGGUUAUUGGAGGCGAAAGGUGUACCUGCAAAGAAGCGAUACUUUUGCGAGGUCUGCCUGGACAGCACCUUAUACGCGCGAACGACUGCCAAGCUGAAGGCUGACUUGUGCUUCUGGGGCGAGCACUUCGAUUUUCACCACUUGCCCUCCGUCAACACGAUCCAGGUUAAUCUGUACAGGGAGGCGGACAGGAAAAAGAAGAGGGACAAAAAUGUUUUAAUAGGUUCUGUCAGUAUACCGGUGCACAACGUGACCUCGCGUUACCUGACGGAGAAAUGGUAUACUGUAGUAGGUGACAAAGGACCUCUCAAGGAGCCACCCGCAUUAAGAGUGAAAUGCCGCUUCCAGUCGGUCGACAUUCUGCCAGUUCAGGUCUACCAAGAAUUUCUGGAAUAUCUGAAGACCGAUUACGCGGCGCUAUGCGAGAAACUGGAACCCGUCAUAGGUGUCAAGGCGAAGGAGGACAUCGCGACUGCCUUGGUGGCAGUCAUGCAACGGGAGAAAAAGGCGCCGCAAUUCCUCGCGGAUCUUGUCAUGAUGGACAUUCAUCGAAUAGAUGAUGAAAGACUCACGUUUCGAGGGAAUUCGUUAGCUACGAAGGCGAUGGAAGCCUACUUGAAACUGACCGGGGACAGAUAUCUACAGGAGACUCUGGGAGCGGUUGUGAGAGGCGCGGUCGAAGGCGGCGAUUGCGAAGUGGAUCCGCUCAAGGUCGCUUCCGUCGCCGCGUUGCACAAACAACAGCAGAACCUUCGCAACGCCGUGGAGCUAGCCUGGAGCAGAAUAUUGUCGAGCCACUCUCACUUUCCGCUGGAACUGCGCGAGUGCUUCCGCAUCUUCCGCGAACGUCUGGCCGAUCUGGGUCGGGAGGACAUCGCGGACAAUCUUAUUUCCGCGUCGAUCUUUCUGAGAUUCCUCUGUCCCGCCAUUCUCAGUCCAUCUCUCUUUAAUAUUACUCACGAAUAUCCGAACGAGAAAGCAGCGAGAAAUCUCACUCUGGUCGCAAAAACGCUUCAGACGCUCGCAAACUUCACGAGAUUCCAGGGCAAGGAAAACUUCAUGGAAUUCAUGAACGAUGUACUCGAGCGUGAAGCUCCGUCUAUGAAGAAUUUCUUGCAAUUGAUUAGCAACCCACUGCCAAAGGACGCGCCGGCCAACACUUCGCUCGAGUUUGACGGCUAUAUAGAUUUAGGCAAGCAGCUGUCGCUGCUGCACGCUCUUCUGCGAGAAAGUAUGGCGGCGAUAGUGCCCUCCUCGCCGUCGAUGCCGCCGUCACGACUGCCCGAGAUCCUCGACAGAAUCUCCUUGGCUCUGGACCAGCCGGGUCCGAGUCCGGUGCCCGCCGCUCAUCGUUAUCCGAAUCUACAGAACAACAUUUUCCGCUACAACGACCCGACGAUCGCCAACAGCAACACGAAUCUCUCCAUCUCGGCCACGUCGACCCUGAGCAAUCACAGCACGAUAAACGGCACGAUCAGGGACAGCAACGAGGUGCUGCAGACCAACACUCUCGGUCACAACAGCUCGCGCAGCCCGAAUGUCGCCAGGGCGGCAACUCUGCCGCGAAACGCUUACCUGCCGACGAACGGCAAGCUGCAGCUGCAAAUCAGCUCCGACGACUACCCUCUGGAGCCACCGGCGUUCGUCUCGCGCUCGCCAACGCCGAUCACGCGGCAACACAGGCCCCUCGGGUCUAAUCGUUCCGGGCCCGGUUACAGACUGACGGCCAGCGCGAGCCUGGCGAACGUCAAUCACUGCCAGACUCAUCCGACGAGUCCCACGCGUUCCGAGAGUCACAAUAAUCUAAAGGACUCCAACUAUAACAUCACCUCGCCGCAGAACAAUCAGCCGGGCAACGGAAGCAUUGUCUUGCAGCAGCAGCAGCAACAACAUCGGCACAACAUCGCGCGCCUCGCGCAGAGUCUCGAUAUGCAUGAUCGCGAGGACAAUUACAAUCACAAUAACUACAAUGUCUCGAGGUCCGCCAGCCGGAAUCACUGUCACAAGGAGGAGAACGCGAAUCAAACGCAGCAGCGCAACUACAAUGUCUCGAAGACUACGGUGAACGCGAAUGUAGUCGUCAAUCCACCUACGAAUCUCACGUUAUCUAUUAAUCAUCAUCAGCCCAAUAACAAUUACAAUCCUUCGAAGACAAACAAUCACCACGCCACGUCCGCCAACGGCAAUCUCGACGAACUGUCCGAUUUGCUAAGAUACGCUGACGACGAGGUGUCGGAGUCCAAAUCGCAGAAAGGCUCGCAGAUCUCCAUCUCGCAGCUGAGCAACGUGGCUUCUUCCGGCUACCAGAGUUUCGCCGCUUAUAGUCAGAGCUCCAGUCCGGUAGAUCUCAGCAGUAACAACGCGAACGCGCAUAUUCUCGGUGCAGCGCCGUUGGCGUUCGCCAACCCCGUUUACCACAUGGAAUCCAAUCACGCGAGAACUGGUAGACGAGAUAGCAGCAGUUCCGAGGAGAGAGAGGGUAGUGGCGGCGGCGGUGUCGAUAGUGUAAGAGGAGUCGACCUGAGUCCCUCACCACCACCGAAGAACAACAUGCGAAAUCACCAAAGGAAUAAUCAGAACCAGUGGCGACAGGGCAAUCAAACCCACAGAAACAACUUGGAACACGCACAGGACGUCUGCACAAAACUCCGAAGGAGGCUCUCCCUGGACUCCACCAGGGACCUAUCGGAGGACACCAGUGAAGAGGAGAAUUGCACUACCAGGCGGAGCAAGUCUCGCAGUCAUCGAAGCAUCGAUCAGUACGAAGUGGAUAUGUUUGAAGUGGAGAGGUUGCAGAAUAGCGUAGAUCGGCUGCGAUUACGCGCGCGAUUAGGUGCUACCGACGAUGCCGAUUUAGACCUUGCGCCCGACAACAACAUGAAGAGCAUCAUUUCCAGAUUAAUCUCCGUGGAGGAGGAGCUACGUCGCGAGCAGCAGAAGAUGUCGGCGGCGUUGUCGUACAAGCAGCGCGUGAUCGACGCGCAGGAGCAGCAAAUAGCCGCCCUGGGUGCCGCGAAUUCGCGCCUCAUGUCGACCAACGCGAGUCUGCUGUCGGCCUUGAGCAAGCAACGGUUUAACGCCAAGUCCCAGGCGAGCACCGAGGCUGCGCCGCUGCUGCAGAACAUCGCUGACAUCGGCGAACUUAAGAGCUCGUCGUGCUAAGCGACUUGGUCGAGAAAGAAGAGAAGAUCCUUCAACCCUGACGAAACUGUUCUUUGAAGAGUGCGGAUCUGCAGACGAUGACGCUCGUCUCUCCCUUGAAUGAUGAUCUUGUAGCAAUUUCUAUCAGACGAUUGGGUUUGUUGCCGGAUGUAAGGAUUCUGAUAGAAUUGAAUUUUGCGAACUAAUGCGUGAGGAAUUUUCUCACCGUUUGGAGAGAUGUGCCGAGAAUGUAUGGGUCUUCCUUGUGCGAUUCGCUGCACACAUUCUCGCCUGAGUAAUUAACAAAAUUUUGCGUUCGAAACCUGUAAACAUGAGUAUAGAGUGUCGCAAAAAUUUGAGAAUGCGUGAAGCAUCGUCAGAUUGAGAAACGCAGCACGGAAUAGAUUAUACAAUCACAAAAAAAAAAAGAGAAUGGCGCGCGAAAAAAUAGAGGCUACUUAGUGAAUAGACAGACCAAGUAAGUAGAAAAUUUUCGUCGAGUUUAUAUAAUGUGACAUAGCGUUAGGCUAGGUUUAUUUGUAAAACGCGAGUAAAAGGAAAACCCGCGACUCGUCCGAGAAUCUCCGAGAUUAUCACCGGAAAUUGUCCCGAAGACGAUAAUGGACCCAGUGAGAAUUAAAAAAUGAUAUCGCGUCCGCGAGUCUCCCUUCGACCUUGGCGACUUUGCUUCGUUCGGCAAGAACGAAACGAAAGUGGCAACGAGACCAAUUUUUCAAUGUUAACUCUCAAAUUGAGAGUCUUUGAAUACGAAUUAUUUAUACGAAUCAUAUGUUUGUUUCCAAUUAACAAGCGCGCACGAAUAGAAGUUUACAAGAAUAAACUUUGUUAAAACAAUAUUUGAUAUGUAUGUAAAGUACGAGUCAAAAAGUUUAAGUACACGUAGCUUCUAGCUUAUCAAUUAUAUACAUAUAGUCAAAUUUUUACUCUGCCUUGCAAAUUGCACGAUAUGACAGUUUGUACUGGGUAUGCAAAAAGAAGGAUCAAGUUCCAAUUGGGUCACCUAAUUAAGAAUUAUCUCGGACACUCGGAUGACACGGUGUACCCCGAAGAAGCCCCGAUCGACGAAUUGCGUACAUUCGUUUCCCUUGUUUCUACAGUAUAGUAUUUAUCUAUUCACGCACAACCACAAACACAAACACACACAUGCACCAUAAUACUUAUAUAAGCAUAAUACACGAGGAUUAAUAAUAAUAUUGGCGACACAUUAAGACAUACAAAGCUGCAUCCUGGAACACCGGAUCCGUAAACCGCAGGUAUAGGUGUGUAUAUUUUUCUAGUUUGUUCCCUUUCGAGUGUGCGUAGUCUCUCACGAUCCGGAAGAAAACGCGAUUCUCAAAUUCUUACGCGCGAUUUUCGAUCACUGAAGCCUGUGUUACGGCUCAUCACGACGAAUAUUUAUAUAGCCGGAAAAUAUUAUAUAUAUAUAUAUAUAUAUAAUAGUUCGCGCGAUUCAUUUUUUAAACCUUCGAGAAACGGAAGACACUUCUUCCGCGACCAAAAAAAAAAAAAGAAAAAGAAAAAAAAUAGGCGAGAGUCCGUCGAGCGACAGAGCUCUCGACGAAUUGACUCAUCUCCAAAGCGACGUUCUUCGAAUUUUUCUAUAUCUCGACGAGCCGCGUGCAAUCUUUUACCUUUGCAUCCAGCACGUGACCCUUUAUUACCCUAAGCGACGAUAUUUAUUUAGUAACGUCUACCAAAGAUGAAGAAUUUCACAUUGUAAAGAGAGAGUAAUCGAGAGAGAUUUAUGUAAGAUAUUUGGUUUUUUUUUACCGUUCCCGGUGAUGGAAUAAUUAAUUAUUAAUUAAUUAACAUACGCAUGGAAUCACGAACGCGGCGGGAAGCGACGAAAAUUCGAGAACCAUUUUUUCUUCUUGCUUCGCCAUCGCAAUCGAGAUUGAUCUGUAAAAAACAAAUCUGUUUUCGAGAUUCCCGAGCCGCGUAAAUCGCAGAUCGCCCGAUAAUUCUGCACACAAGUAGCGUAAAACGCAUGACAUUUGAUUAAUUGAUUAAUUAGAUUUUUAAGAAUUGUCUCGCUCGUUCGCAAAGCAUUAAAUGUGUUACGUUUUACAUCACAAUAACAAUUAUUCUUAUCGUAGCCAUUGAUCGUACAACACGAUGUUGCGUAAAAGAUUCGAGUGAGAGAACGAGCGGGAGAGAAUGAGAGAUUGUAAGAGUAAUUCCAUGAUGAGAGAAGUGAGAGAGAAGAUUAUAAUCAGUCUAAUCUCGUUAAGGAAAAAAAAAGUAUUAUCUCGUCGACUUUGUAUCAUAGCGUUAUUUCUCGCGUUUGAGUUUCUUGCCUCACGCCGAUUAUUUUUGUAUAGAGAUUGUCCUACCUUUUUUCUUAUUUUAUUUCUUUUUGUAUUUUUUACUUCACCUUUUCCAUUUCCCAUGUAAAACCAUACUAUGCUGCGAACCCUCCUGCCUUUUUAGAAGCCUUUUUCUUCCAAACUUUACUUUCCUCGACUCGAGUCGAGUUUUUGCAUCUUAUGAAAAUUAAUAUAUUAACACUACUUCUCCCUUCUUGUUGGACAAUGUAAUCGAUAAAUAUCUAUUUAAAGAAUCACUUAAAUAGCGUGUACAUUAUUAAGUUUUGGUAUAUUCGUUUCUGCAAUAGACCACCUGUAUUUAAACAUAUAGCGACUAUUACACUACAUGAACAAAUAAAUACGAUUAGACAUAUUAUAAA